Aspergillus aculeatus ATCC 16872 is the source of this 1308-nucleotide messenger RNA. RefSeq names its product TrmH family RNA methyltransferase. Gene Ontology annotation, cellular component: mitochondrion. The annotation marks the transcript as partial. The transcript is spliced from 2 exons. Lineage: Eukaryota; Fungi; Ascomycota; Eurotiomycetes; Eurotiales; Aspergillaceae. Gene Ontology annotation, biological process: rRNA methylation. Gene Ontology annotation, molecular function: RNA binding; RNA methyltransferase activity. The record is from RefSeq and is a predicted model, not a curated record.
UUCCAACGCGGUGAGAAAUCUGCCGACACGCGGACGACCCUGAAUGUCAAGAAGCCUUUCCUCGGCGCGCAAUUCGACGAGGACGAGUUCAUUCGCACGGGUAGCUUUAAAAAGCUCUCUCGGGAUAAUGAUCAGGGCGCGAACGGCGACAAGAGCGGCCACGACUAUAAGCAGGGCCGGCGAGGUCGAGACCUCCAGGCCUCGAAGCAGAAACCCGGCAACGCGCGGCGCAAGGUCGGGCAGUACACCCACGAGAGCACCGACCAGGUCCCCGAACGCGUCAAGGCGCACGUGCUGCCCCCGGCGGAGAUCCCGUACACGACGCCGGCGUCGCAGUUCGUGUUCGGCACAGCGGCGGUCGAGGCGGCGCUCCGCUGCACGCGGCGCCAGCUCUACAAGCUCUACAUCUACCAGUCUGAGGGCGAGAGCCUGUCCGAGGCCAAGUCGGCGAUCCGCAAGCUGGCGCUGCUCAACAACGUGCCGGUCAAGAUGGCCUUCGCGGAGUGGGACCGGCUCCUCGACAAGAUGAGCGCGGGCCGGCCGCACAACGGGGUCGUGCUGGAGGCCUCGCCCCUCCCGCAGCUGCCCGUCGCGCACCUCCACCGCGUCGCUUCGGUCAAGGAAGAGAACUUCCAGGUCGAGCUGGGCGUGCAGUCGCGCGAGGAGGCCGCCGUCAACGGCACGGACACCCUCGUGCCCAUCAACCAUGCCCGCUGGCUCUCCGAUAACCCCGAUGCUACGGACAGCACCCACCGCUACCCCGUCGUGCUGUUGCUGGAUGGCGUGCAGGACCCCGGCAACAUGGGCGCCAUCAUCCGCUCCGCGUAUUACCUGGGGGUCGACGCCGUGGUCCUGGCGGGCCGCAACUCGGCCCCGCUGACCCCCGUCACCAUCAAGGCCUCCGCCGGCGCCGCGGAGAACAUGCCGCUGCUGGCCGUGCGCAACGAGCAGGAGUUCAUCGCCAAGUCCAAGGAGAACGGCUGGCGGUUCUUCGCCGCGGACAUGCCAGGCCCCGCCUCCCAGGUCGUUUCGGACAUUGGUGGUGGCACCGCGGAUGGCCCGGCAACCGCGCAGGCGCCCUGCGUGCUGAUGAUGGGCAGUGAGGGAACCGGGUUGAGUACCCAUCUGCUGUCGGCUGCGGACGUGAAGGUGGGGAUCCCCGGCGCGCGGUUCGAUCCGCGGCUGGGGGUGGAGAGUGAUCCCGCGCGCGUGGACAGUUUGAAUGUCAGUGUUGCGGCGGCGUUGUUGAUGGAGCGGAUCCUGCAGUCGCCGGUUAUGGUGGAUGAGUCGGCGGGGAAGAAGACGAAG